UGGCCGAUAUAUGAGGCUUAUUUUGUAUGUGACGGUAAUAAAAUCCCAAAUAAUCAUAAAAAAAAAGUAACCCCAGGUACAAAACCGAAUUUUGGCAAUUACCAGGAUAUUAUGACAAGAGCGACACCAUCAAAAUCAUCAGGAAUACCAAGUGUUUGUGCGGGAGUGUCGCGUUACCAAGUAGAUGGAUAAGGUUGUCUUUUUCUCCACCGUGGGUUGACCGUGUGUUCGUUAGACGCCGCGGUGUCCUCUCUCUUUUUCCAUUCUCCACCUCACCACCCCCUCCGCCAAAAGCCAAAAGAAAAUUUCAUUGAAAAAAAAACCCCCCCCAAAAGUGAUAAACAACAAAUCAACAGAUCCACCAUCCAAACCCAACUGCUGAGGAAAAUCUCCAAUCUACCACUUCUCCCCCAGAUAUCGUGACAAAAAAAUCCUCAGCAGAAAGUGCUGUUGCCCAAUCGCCAGAAUUGCCGCCAGAAUAUCCUACAUCACAAGUGCAGAACACCAGAAGGCUGUUUUGUUUGUAAACCAUACCAUCACGUUAUCAUUCGAGGAGGAUUUAUUCGAAGCCACCAGGAGGACAGAAGAAUCAGGGCUCAACAAUUGGCCACGUUGAACAUCUUAACCCAUCGACACGAGAAUCAAAAGCCCAUGUGAAAUAAUUGACGAGUCCUGAACAGUCGGGUAAAAACAAAAAAAAAAGCAAAAAAUCUCUUGUCCAGAUAAAAUUUCCCUUGCCCCCUCAAAUGUUAGAUAUUCCAUCCUAGCAAAUAAUCCUACAAUAUCCACAAAAAUAAUCGACUGACAAAUGCAAUUAUCAUCGUGAUUGAAAGCUGUGGGCAAUCCCCUGGCAGGUAUCCCCCUAUCCACCAAAAUUCCCCCAAAAAUUCCCUCAAAAUCAUCAAUAAUUAACAAAAUAAACAGUGCACAAGAUAAAUCGCAUAUAAAGCGUCCCGAAAAGGGGCGCAGAUAUGCGAGAACAAUAUCACCUCCCCCCGUAGUGAAAGAAGAGAUCGAAAUUAUUCAAAAUAUUGACAACAACAUUGAAAUACUGGAGUGCAACGGUUACAUCUAUCACUUAGAGCCCAUUAAGAUAUAUCCCGCCGAUCAAUUAGUUGUUGUUGAUACUGUCGGUGUGGACGAGGAAAUAGCCCCAAAUGAUACACCUAAACAAUCGGUUAUACUCGAAGCUGAUCCAUUAACAGUGGCAAACGAUCAGGAUCAGGAUCACGCAACCCUGGCCAAUAUGUGCACAACACCUGGCAAUGCUGGCACUGGUUUUGGGUAUGCGUGGUCAUUCAAUCCACCAAACGAGGGUAGAGAGACUAAUCAAUCAGAUCUAACAGCAAACAUAAAUUAUGCUGUCAACAACAAUCAGGAUCAGGGAACGAGCCAGAAAAUUCAGGCUGAUGUCAAGCCCAAAGUAGCCAAUGCCAAUCAGCCUGGACACCGUAGACAGGUGUUUCAGAUGACAGACAACUGUCAGAAUACCCAGCAACAGCAGCAACAGCAGCAGCAACAACAGCAACAUCAUCAAGGUGGUGGUGGUGGUACAAGUACUGGCGGUCACAAUCAGAGUCAUAACACCCAUCAGACUCACGUAACACACGUUCGUACAAAAAAACAUCACGAUGUCUUCUCACUGACCUGUGACAAGGGUGGCUGCAACUGCGAUGCAUCACACACAACACCAGCACCAACAAUAUUUCCAAAUACCCUCGUCUUCACCACGACAGAUAAACACGCCAUGAGUAAACACUUUAUGACACCAAUUGGUCCAAUACAGCUGACAGCUGAGGAGUGCAAUGAGAUACUGAUGAAACGAGCUGCUGCUGCAUCAAAUCAGGCCAACACCAACAACGUCAAUCAGAGCCAGGAGCACUUUGGUCAUGUUGUCACACACGUUAAUACAACCCAAAUAGACACUAAGGUCAAGCAACAGGACAUGGGGAGCCAGGCGAGAGUGCCCAAGGAGAGGCCCUACUCGUGCUCAGAAUGUGGCAAAUCAUUUCUCCUUAAACAUCACCUCACAACGCAUGCCAGAGUUCACACUGGUGAAAGACCUCACAUAUGCGUACACUGUGGCAAGAGUUUUGCCCAUAAACACUGUCUCCAUACGCAUCUACUGCUACACAGUGCUGAGAGGCCGUAUCAGUGUCGAGAGUGUAAAAAGUCAUUUACCCUGAAGCAUCACUUGGUAACACAUACGAGGGUACACACGAGAGAACGGCCGUUUGUAUGUCAGGAGUGUGGUCGGGCUUUUCCAUUGAAAAGACAUCUCGUGACACACAGUAAAUUUCACUCAGGGGAGAGGCCAUUUGUUUGUGCUGAGUGCGGCGAGUCUUUCUCCCAGAAGGAUCAUCUGACGAUGCACUCCAGGUUCCAUGGGAGUUUGCAUCCUUUUGUUUGUUCAGACUGUGGUGCUACUUUUCAGAGGAAAUUUGAGCUCGUCAAUCAUGGGAGGCUGCAUGGCAGGGUACCUCACUCGUGCACAGCGUGUGGAAAGGAGUUUCUCCAGAAGAGGACACUUCUCGCUCACAUGAGACUACACACUGGUGAAACACCAUUUGCCUGCACUGUAUGCGGUGAAGCUUUUCCCAGAAAAGCUGACCUCGUUGCACACUCCAAGAUGCACAACGCUACCAAUACUGAUGACAAGUCUCUCACAUGCAGGGAGUGUGGAUUGGACUUUUCUAAUCGGGAAGCACUUACUUUGCAUUUGAGGUUACACUCUGGAGAUAGGACACUUGUUACGGAUCUAUGUGGACUCGCUGCUGCUUUCCAACAGACACCUGGACACUUUCUCACGACCAACGCCACGGGAACGCAUCAGAUGAACGGACCAAUAGGCACACCAGGUGUAUCGCACAUGCAAAGUGCAACGCAAACAUCACCUCCAGCAGGCAGUGGUCCAAAGCCAAAGCCUCACCUGUGUCCAGAUUGUGGUCGUGGUUUUGCCCAAAAGCACGGAUUGUCCCAGCAUCAGCGACGACACAGCGAUGGUAGCUGUCACAUAAGAUCGCACGUCUGUGAUAAAUGUGGGAAGGCAUUCUUCCAGAAGAAUCAUCUGCUGCUACACCAGCGUCAGCACAUGGAUCCACCACCGAGUAUAUUGAGACAACAGCAGAGGCAAGCAGCACAAGCUGCUGCCCAAGCUGCACAGCAGGGACCACAGCAACAGGUUCAGGCCCAACAACAGCAGCAGCAGCAGCAGCAACAGCAGCAGCAGCAGCAGCAGCAACAACAGCAGCAGCAGCAGCAGCAGCAAGUACAGCAGGUACAGCAGGUGCAACAGGUACAAGCCCAGCAGCAAGUGCAGCAGCAGGUACAGCAACAGCAACAGGUACAGGUGCAGCAGGUACAGCAGGUGCAACAGGUACAGGUGCAGGUGCAGCAGAGCCAGCAAAAUCAGACGUGUACUGUCGAUACGAAAGCCAUUCAGAUGCAAACUAUUGAGCAACAAGUGCAGGAACAAGUGCAGCAGCAGGUGCAACAACAUCAGCAGCAUCAGGCGUGCAAUGACGAUACUAAGGCGAUACAGUUGAAUGUUACCAUGUGAAACGAUCCUGGUGACAAUUAUGAACAUUGUGAGGAAUCAGCACGACGUACACAGCCUGACGCUGCAUACAUGCACCCACUUCUCUUGUACUAACAAUUUUACACACUUGGUGAUGCAUUUUGACUGGGUGGGGGUCAGUGGUUUGAUGGAUUUUUCGGGAUUCUGCACAUAUUUUUGAAAUUUGGGGGAUGGAGAAAUCUGUCAGAUCUUGGGGGAGGGGUGGAGGGAAUAUUUUUUUGAAUUUUGAGGGGGAUUUCUGGGGCCUGGGGGGAGCAGGAAAUUUUUGGCGGGAGUUUUUCAACACUUUUUCUUUUUCUCUUGUUGUUUGAGAGGAGUGGAAAAACUUCUGGGAAAGAUUUCUCUGGUUCUGGAUGAGCUCCAGAUGUUCGAUAAUGACGAUUGAUUUUUAAUUUGUGAAUUUUUGAUAUAGUAUUUUUACAGUUAUCAGAUUCUUUCGAAUUACCAAAUAUUCGGAGAUUAAAAAUUGGUCGUUUACUCAAAAUGUCAGAGAGUGUUUAAUUGAAAAUGGGAGAAUUAUGAGGUUCUCACGUGUUACUCAGGCCCUGGGGAUCAGGGGCAUCCAGUUGAAAUGUUAACUAAAUUAGUUAUAUUUAAUAUAUCUAGAUGACGAAAAUUAAAAU
Molecule: messenger RNA, 4200 nt
Organism: Fopius arisanus
Lineage: Eukaryota; Metazoa; Arthropoda; Insecta; Hymenoptera; Braconidae
Product: zinc finger protein 432
Exons: 3
Coding region: 1247-3559 (770 amino acids)
Biological process (GO): regulation of transcription by RNA polymerase II
Molecular function (GO): DNA-binding transcription factor activity, RNA polymerase II-specific; RNA polymerase II cis-regulatory region sequence-specific DNA binding
Source: RefSeq, a predicted model, not a curated record